This is a messenger RNA of Canariomyces notabilis, 1053 nucleotides long. Its product is annotated as Aldo/keto reductase-like protein. Bases 1 to 1053 code for a protein of 350 amino acids. Gene Ontology annotation, cellular component: cytoplasm. The record is from RefSeq and is a predicted model, not a curated record. The transcript has 4 exons. Lineage: Eukaryota; Fungi; Ascomycota; Sordariomycetes; Sordariales; Chaetomiaceae.
AUGGCGCCUCCAGCAUCCCUCCCGUCCAAGAAGCUCGGCAAAGACGGUCCCGAGAUAUCUGCGAUUGGCUUUGGCUUGAUGGGACUCAGUGUUCUGUACGGAUCAGUAGGAACCGAUGAAGAGCGCCUGGCUGUCCUGGACCGGGCGUGGGAAUUGGGCUGUACGACCUGGGACACUUCGGAUGCGUACGGCGACUCUGAGGACUUGCUGGGGAUAUGGUUUGCGCUGCACCCCGAGAGACGCAAGGAUAUCUUCCUUUCGACCAAGUUCAGCAUUGUCGUCAAAUUUAAGGAGGACGGCUCCAUCGAGUCUAGUUUUGACAGCAGUCCGGAGCGAGCACGUUCUCAAUGCGAACUGAGCUUGAAAAGACUCGGGACUGACUGGAUAGACGUGUACUACAUCCAUCGCACUGACGGCAAGACCCCCAUUGAGAAAACCAUGGAGGCCCUGAGAGACCUCAAGAAUGAGGGCAAGAUCCGCGCCAUUGGGAUCUCGGAGUGCUCAUCAAGAACGCUGAGAAGGGCGUACAAGGUAGUGCCUGUUGCCGCUGUCCAGGUGGAGUAUAACCCCUGGCGGCUGGACAUUGAGGGUGAGAAAGGAACAAACCUGCUAGCGGCAUGCCGCGAGCUUGGAGUCACCGUCUUUGCCUAUUCGCCCCUGGCUCGUGGCAUGUUCACCGGCCAGAUCAAGUCGGCCGAGGACUUGGCCGAGAACGACUACCGUCGAACGGUACCGCUCUUCAGCAAGGAGAACCUCCCUAAAAACCUUGAGCUGGUCGAGAAAUUCAAGGCAAUGGCGAGCAAGAAAGGCUGUACUCCUGGCCAGCUCGUCCUCGCUUGGCUCAUGGCUCAGGGUGGUGACAUUAUUCCAAUUCCGGGCACGAAGAAGAUCAAGUAUCUGGAGGAGAAUGUGGCCAGCACAAAGGUGGUGCUUCUGCCAGAAGAAGAUAAGGAGAUUCGUGAUCUGGCUAAUCAGAUCCCGGUGUCUGGCCAGCGCUACGACCCUAGUCGCUACCAGUCCAGACAGGAGUUCUCCGACACCCCCGAGCUGUAG